Prorocentrum cordatum is the source of this 1464-nucleotide messenger RNA. The record is from the annotation of a GenBank genome assembly. Lineage: Eukaryota; Dinophyceae; Prorocentrales; Prorocentraceae.
AUGAUCUUUUUCGUGAUUCGAAUCGGCGUUGGGUCGUCGUCGUCGUCGUCGUUGACGUCGUCGAUGUCGUCGUCGUCGUCGUCGUCGUCGUCGUUGUCGUUCGGCCCGGCCGCGCCGCCAGAGCACCUUCCUCCCCAGGGAGGCGACGCAGAGGAGCAGGGUCGACACCGAGGGGGCGCAGGCCGCGGCGGCGGCCCGGCCCCGCCCCGACGAGCUGCUGGCGAGCCUGACGGCGAGGCACAGCGAGACAGCCCGCAGGCCCUGCUGCCGAAGGGGCGCCUGCCGCUGCCGCGGCCGCCCCCGGCGGGAGCCGACUCGCGGGCGCGCGCGCGGUGGCGAAAGACAACGCAGACAAAUGGAAUUACCGGCUACUUCAUUGGCGCCCUUGGCAUCGCUGCUCGGCUGGUCGUCGACCAGGUAGACCACGCCUCCGUUGGCGAGAUGCAGUGGAACAUGUCCUUGAUAUCGGAGUGCGGCGGCGGGAUGGAGGUGGAGGAUGGGCGCCACUUCCCGAACGAGCUGGACGACGGCACCGAGCCAGAGGGCUGGCGCGAUCAGCUGGAGGCGGCGAUCCGCAGCGCAGUGCCGCAGGUGCGCAGCGCGGGGCACGCCAAGCCGAGCGUCUACACGGGCGACUGCGGGGCGUGCCUCGCCCUGCUGCACCUCGCGCACCACGGCGCGCUGGCGGACGCGCCGGAGGUGGUGGAGGAGGCACUGCGGCGGCUGCGCCGGGCGGAGGGCCGAUUCGAUGCCAGGCGUGUGACGCUGCUGGAGGGCUCCCCGGGCGCCAUCGUGCUGCAGGCGUGGGCGCACCAGCAGCGCGGCGAGGGCCACGAGGCGGCCGCGUGUGCGGAGCGGCUCGGCGCACUGGCGGCUGCUGGGCGACGCGCAGCUCCUGGCCGCGCCGGCCGCCCGGCUCGUCGAGCAGGUGCUGUCCGCCGGGCGGCGCGAUGCGCGCGGGUCCUGGCCGCUGUACUACGAGUGGCACGACAAGUGCUACUUCGCUCUGGCGGCGCGCACGGCGUGGCCGGGAUCCUCCUGACGCUCUUGCAGCUGCCCAGCGAGCUGGCCCAGGCGGGGGAGGGGUCACUGCAGCUCGUGCGCGACACGGCCGACAAGCUCCUGUCCCAGCGCUUCCAGAGCGGCAACCUGCCGUCCUCCGCCGGCAGCCACAGGGACAGGUGCGUUCACUGGUGCCACGGCGCGCCAGGCCUGGUGCCGCUCCUCCUCCAGAUGUCGACGGUGUACCAGGACGCCCGGUAUCUGCAGCUCGCCCUGGAGAGUGGCGAGGUGGUGUGGCGGCGAGGCCUGCUGCGCACGAAGGGCCUCGGGCUGUGCCACGGCAUCCCUGGCAACGGCUACGUGUUCUUGUCGCUGUGCCGGGCCACUGGCGACGCCCUCUGGCUGCGCCGCGCGCAGCACUUCUCUUCGCGGCCUUCGCCGCGCAGCGGCAGCGGGACCUGA